UUCACCGAUAGAAGGCUCUCGGCGGCGGAGGCUGUUCGGGGUGCGUUCCGCUUCGCUCGCUCUCGGCAACCCAGCAGGAAUGGCAGUCGUGGCUUCUCGAAACACGUCCCCCGUGGCGUAGACCAGCUAACGUGAGGUAAUUCAACAGGUGCGGGCGGGCCUGCUUGGUGGAAUAUUUCGGUACCCAGGAGAAAAGGAUUGACCAAUCAAAAGCCGUGCGACGCAAAAGAGAAACCUCAGCGUUGCCAGGAUAACCCCUAGCAAGGGAAAUCGAAGACUGCGUCAUGGGAACUCUGGUCACUUACCGGGACCUUCCCGGAGGUCCGAUGAAGAUCAAGUUCGCGGAUGAGAUAUCGCGGCAUUGCUUGUGCCGGCAGUGCCACAUGCUGUCCCUGUGUAUGUACUCGGAUUCUGCUUCCCACAUGUUUUGCGACGACUGCCUCAACGAUCAGAGCUACAAGCACCAAAAGUACGAAAUCUACUGUCCGGAUGAGGGCAAGGAUGUUUCCCUAGCACAGAUGUUUCAAGCUCGUGAUCUGGUCACCAUACUUUGUGAUCAGUAUGUGGAGUGCCCUAAUCAACCAAAGUGCACUGUCAAACUGCCUCUCGGGCAACUUGAGAAACAUUACAUAGAAUGCAAGGAGAUGUCAAGCAUCAAGUGUACCAAAUGUGGCCACAAAGUACCAUCCACCUCAUGGAUGCAGCACAAGACCGAUUGCCAGCCCACGUGCGACAAUGAGUUGCCACGUAAGAAAUCUGACCACCGAGAUGGUAAGCGAAAACCUCCACCGGCAUCUUCAGCGAGCCUGCCAGUCUCCGCUUCAAGGGAAAACGGAUCAGCUAAAAAUACAACAGCAGCUCCAAGCGCCCUUUAUCCAAGCAGUCUACUUCCAGAUGCUACAACAGGCGAAUUUGAUCAGCAGUUUCAGAGCCUGGGUUCCGCAAGCACUUCCACCCAACCACCAGUUAAGUCACAAGGCCCAGCAUCCAUCGAGCCUGAAAAGACUACGUGCAAGCACUGUGGGAAGAAUAUAAAAGAAUCAAACAUGCCGCGUCACCUGGAAGUAUGCUACGAAGUGCGAACUGCUUGCGCUUACUGCGAUAAAGAUGUCGCUCGGAAAGACAUCAAGGCGCAUACUGAGGAGUGCAAGCGUAAGUUUGAAGAAACACGCGAGGCAAGCGAUGCUGCAGCUGCCGCUUCUGGAAACUCCAAGAAGAGCAAAAAGACAAAAGUGGCACCGCCAGAACCCCACGAGAACACACCGCAUCAAAGAAAUAACUCCAAUACUAAAAGGAUGAUAUUUCAAGCUCAUGAUCUGGUUACCAUACUUGCUGAUCAGUAUGUGGAGUGCCCUAAUAAACCAAAGUGUACUGUUAAACUGCCUCUCGGGCAACUUGAGAAACAUUACAUAGAAUGCAAGGAGAUGUCAAGCAUCAAGUGUACCAAGUGUGGCCAUAAAGUGCCAUCCACCUCAUGGAUGGAGCACAAGACUGAUUGCCAGCCGAAGUGUGACAACGACUUUCCACGUAAGUCACAAGGCCCAGCCUCCAUCGAGCCUGAAAAGACUACGUGCAAGCACUGUGGGAAGAAUAUAAAAGAAUCGAACAUGCCGCGUCACCUGGAAGUAUGCUACGAAGUGCGAACUACUUGCGCUUACUGCAAUAAAGAUAUCUUUCGGAAAGACAUCAAGGCGCAUACUGAGGAGUGCAUGCGUAAGUUUGAAGAAACACGCGAGGCAAGCGAUGCUGCAGCUGCCGCUUCUGGAAACUCCAAGAAGAGCAAAAAGACAAAAGUGGCACCGCCAGAACCCCACGAGAACCCACCGCAUCAAAGAAAUAACUCCAAUACUAAAAGGAUGAUAUUUCAAGCUCGUGAUCUGGUCACCAUACUUGCUGAUCAGUAUGUGGAGUGCCCUGAUAAACGGAACUGUACUGUUAAACUGCCUCUCGGGCAACUUGAGAAACAUUACAUAGAAUGCAAGGAGAUGUCAAGCAUCAAGUGUACCAAGUGUGGCCAUAAAGUGCCAUCCACUUCAUGGAUGGAGCACAAGACUGAUUGCCAGCCGAAGUGUGACAACGACUUUCCACGUAGGUCACAAGGCCCAGCAUCCAUCGAGCCUGAAAAGACUACGUGCAAGCACUGUGGGAGGAAUAUGAAAGAAUCGAACAUGCCGCGUCACCUGGAAGUAUGCUACGAAGUGCGAACUACUUGCGCUUACUGCGAUAAAGAUGUCGCUCGGAAAGACAUCGAGGCGCAUACUGAGGAGUGCAAGCGUAAGUUUGAAGAAACACGCGAGGCAAGCGAUGCUGCAGCUGCCGCUUCUGGAAACUCCAAGAAGAGCAAAAAGACAAAAGUGGCACCGCCAGAACCCCACGAGAACCCACCGCAUCAAAGAAAUAACUCCAAUACUAAAAGGAUGUCACAAGGCCCAGCAUCCGUCGAGCCUGAAAAGACUACGUGCAAGCACUGUGGAUGGAAUGUAAAAGAAUCGAACAUGCCGCGUCACCUGGAAGUAUGCUACGAAGUGCGAACUACUUGCGCAUACUGCAAUAAAGAUGUCGCUCGCAAAGACAUGAAGGCGCAUACUGAGGAGUGCAUGCGUAAGUUUGAAGAAACACGCGAGGCAAGCGAUGCUGCAGCUGCCGCUUCUGGAAACUCCAAGAAGCCGCAAUUUUCGGCCAGCGACUGCAAACGAACUGAGGGAAAGCGGACCAAUUGCAGACGCCGGCACCACCCUCUUCAUCCGGUUAUGGAUCUUCAGUGCAGUGGCUCGGCCCUAUCGAAUCCAUCUCCACUUGAGUGUGUUCCUCGCCUCGUGCUAGCCAAUCAGAGCAAAAAGACACAAGUGGCACCGCCAGAACCCCACGAGAACCCACCGCAUCAAAGAAACAACUCCAAUACUAAAAGGAUGAAACAUUACAUAGAAUGCAAGGAGAUGUCAAGCACCAAGUGUACCAAGUGUGGCCAUAAAGUGCCAUCCACCUCAUGGAUGGAGCACAAGACUGAUUGCCAGCCGAAGUGUGACAACGACUUUCCACGUAAGUCACAAGGCCCAGCAUCCAUCGAGCCUGAAAAGACUACGUGCAAGCACUGUGGGAGGAAUGUAAAAGAAUCGAUCAUGCCGCGUCACCUGGAAGUAUGCUACGAAGUGCGAACUACUUGCGCUUACUGCGAUAAAGAUGUCGCUCGGAAAGACAUCAAGGCGCAUACUGAGGAGUGCAAGCGUAAGUUUGAAGAAACACGCGAGGCAAGCGAUGCUGCAGCUGCCGCUUCUGGAAACUCCAAGAAGAGCAAAAAGACAAAAGUGGCACCGCCAGAACCCCACGAGAACCCACCGCAUCAAAGAAAUGACUCCAAUACUAAAAGGAUGGCGAUCUUCGCGUUCUUGUUGCUGCUGUGUCCGUGCACAGCGUAUUCGGAGUAUGACCCUUCCCAACCACUGGUACUAUCAAGCAAGGCCACAAUCUACCAGCAGACCGGCAACUAUCUCCACAUCGACCCACUACAACUACUGCGCCCAGCCAUCUGCGCACCAUCAUCGUCAACCGUGUCGUCACAUCGCAGUGGCAACUUAAGCGGCUGUCCGAGCGUCAGUCCGUUUAGUUGGCACAGAAGCAGCAUUUGGAGCACCAUGGCUCAUACAACGCACCUUUCCACUUCGCAGAGCAAAACGUCCAUGACACUUGAAGCCAAAGGAACUUCUGCCAAAAGGGCCUCGCGUACUGAACAAGAACUGCAGCUAUGGUCCGGGUGGUCCACGGACGUCAGCGCAUGGUUUCCAUAUGCGACGGCCGGAAACUGGUAUGCAGCGUACGUCGCCGUGGAAGAACAGUUUAAGGACACUGGAACCGACCAGGCAGCGAGGCACGCUCACUUCGUUCCUAAAUUGGUCGCAUUGAAGCAUGAUCGCUUUGUUCGCGACUUUAUAGACGCACCUUAUGGACCCCAACCCUUUGGCUGCUUGAUAACUGCCCUCAUUGUCAGGGCUUGCCUCCCAUUGAACGUUUGGCCAAAGGGGUUUAAAAAGGUGACUUGGGAGGAUGUGCUAAGGUACCUGCCUACAGUGCUGUAUUCACGACUAAGCGUAGGCGCUAAGCUGUACCUGCAAAAGCACCCAGUUAUAUUUGAGGAUAACGGAUAUCACAACGUCGAUGAAGUCGGCACAGUUGCUGCCAACGCUCUUAUACCCGGGCACACGCCAUCAGUGACAUCGUCCGAUCCUGUGACAACGGAAACGCAGGCCUUAGAUGUACCCGAAGUGGACAUGCGGGAUGCCACAGGAGCGCAGAAGCAGGAGCCGGAAGCACCUCAAGCUCUUGGCAAGGAGGAAGAUGCGCAACAUAGCAAGAAAUCAAGGAAAUACGGCUUAGUUGCUUCAGAACAAGAAAGCAAUACAACAUUCCAUAACACAUCUCCAUCAGACCAUUUAGGACCCUCAGCAGAUGAAUCAAUGAACUACCUAGCAGCAACGAAAGCUAGAAGUCAUAGCAAUGCAGGCACGGAGCAUUCCCGAAUGACGUGCGCAGAGGUAGUCAAAAAGUCCUAUCCGAAACCUACUGCAACAGCAGCAUUUAAUCACGACCGAGACGAUGGGCAAGAGAGCUGUCACCGAAAAAGCGGAAGCUAUGAGGUCAAUGAGACCUCUCCCUGCCAAACUCGAAGCAGUAUUUGUGAAGGCAAGCCCGCGUAUUCUGCGGUGUCAGAGGAUAGAAAACUCAAUCCAAGCAAUGUCACUGGGCACAUGCCUGGAGGAGUACCUUCGAGUCAUCAGCCGAAUAAAGGUUUUUCCUUUGAAAGCACAGAAGAAGACAGCAAACCAAAGUAUGUUGCGGGUUCCCCACAACCCGGAAGCCUUAGCGAAGAAGUCGCUCCUACUCUAUUGAGUUUACAACACGAACAAAGCGAAAUCAUCCAAGCGGAUUCUCUGGGAAGCGCCAACACGAAGUAUGAGGUGUCACGAGGAAUAUCAUCGCAAAAUUCACGGAUAGGGCACUUCCGAGAAAAAGACGGGUGCGUAAAAACGCUUGAUCAAACACAACAAGAACUCAGCGAGGGCACCAACGAGAGACAGUGUGAUGAAACGGAGAGGUCAAUCAGUGGACUCGACAGUGACUUAGUUUCUACUGAGCAAAAAAGCUACACAGCAUUCCAGAACGCAACUCCAUCAUACCAUUCAGCACCCUCAGCAGAUGAACCAAUGAAGUAUUUAGCAGCAACGAAAGCUAGAAGUCAUAGCACUGCAGGCACGGAGCCUUGCCGAAUGACGUGUGCAGAGGCAUUCAAAGAGUCCAAUCCGACGCCUACUACAACAGGAGCAUUUAUUCACGACCGAGACGAUGGGCAAGAGAGCUGUCACCGAAAAAGCGGAAGCUAUGAGAUCAAUGAGACCUGUCCCUGCAAAACACGAAGCAGUAUUUUUCAGGGCAAGCCCGCGUAUUCUGCGGUGUCAGAGGAUAGAAAAAUCAAUCCAAGCAGUGUCACUCGGCACAUGCCUGGAGGAGUACCUUCGAGUCAUCAGCUGAAUAAAGGUUUUUACUUUGAAACCGCGGAGGAAGACAGCAAACCAAAGUAUGUUGCGGGUUCCCCACAACCCGGAAGCCUUAGCGAAGAAGUCCCUCCUACUUUAUUGAGUUUACAACACGAACAAAGCGAAAUCAUCCAAGUGGAUGCUCUGGGAAGUGCAAACACGAAGUACGAGGUGUCACGAGGAAUGUCAUCGCAAAAUUCACGGAUACGGCACUUCCGAGAAAAAGGCGGGUGCGUAAAAACGCAUGAUCAAACACAACAAGAACUCAGCGAGGGCACCAACGAGAGACAGUGUGAUGAAACGGAAAGGUCAAUCAGUGGACUCGACAGUGACUUAGUUUCUUCUGAGCAAGAAAGCUACACAGCAUUCCAGAACGCAGCUCCAUCACACCAUUCAGGACCCUCAGCAGGUGAACCAAUGAAGUAUCUAGCAGCAACGAAACCUAGAAGUCAUAGCGCUGCAGGCACGGAGCCUUGCCGAAUGACGUACGCAGAGGUAGUCACAAAGUCCUAUCCGACACCUACUGCAACAGCAGCAUUUAUUCAUGACCGAGAUGAUGGACCAGAGAGCUGUCCCCGAAAAUGCGAAAGCUAUGAGGUCAGUGAGUCCUAUGCUUACAAGAUAGGAGGAAUCAAUAUUUGUGAGGACAAGCCGGCGCACUCUGUGGUGUCAGAGGAUAAAAAAAUCUCUUCAAACGCAUUCGCUGUAGACAUUGGCAGAGGAGCACUUUCGUGUCGUCAACCGAAUAAGGGUUUUUCCACUGAAACCACAGAUGAAGACAGCAAACCAAAGUGUGUUACCGGUUCUCCUCUACCCGGCAGCUCAAGCGGAGAAGUCCCUCCUACUCCACUUAACUUACAACACCAAGAUAACGAAAUCCGCCAAGCGGAUGCUCUGAGAAGCAGCACAACGAAGUAUGAGAGGUCACGAAGACGAUCAUCGCAGAAUGCACGGAUAGUUUGGAACAGCGGUGUGACGCAAAAACACGACAACGUCGGGGUUAGAAAAGAGCGCAGGGCAGGGCUGACCAACACAGAAACCCGGUGCACCUCGAGCAAGGCAGUGGCUUCUUUAAGUCAUCCAGAACCUACGGAAAAAUCGCCUGUAGGGACCUUUUACACGGCGAACGUAAAUCUAGAAAUGAGAAGCACUGAAAAGCAUAGAAGAGCAAACUUCCCUAAGCGCGUCGACUUUUAUUCUUGCAUCAGUUGUAAGGGCAGCUGGGAAGAGAAUGACGAACAUUUGAAGCCUAAGGCGUCAAAGCAUUGCUAUGAAUCUGGGUCAAACAACGAAAAGCCCUCUCAAGGCAGUCGCAAUAGAUGUCAAAACUCUGAAAUUUCACAAGCUUGCAAUGAAGAUCCGGCAAAAGUAGAGAAAAGCGCGUGCAGCGAAACAGACACCACCGCUACAGUACAAGAUUUCACCCAUCAAAAAAAAUGGCGUUGACUCUACAGCUCCUGCUCCUGCAUUUGAAGCGUCGACGUACGAUCAACUAAAGACUAAAGUGACUGUACGGCGUAAAUUUCAGACAGACAUUCCUUGUUCACUGCAACCCACGUGUGAUGGCGACACCUUCGCAGACUUGCAUCGCGCAGAUACUGUACAACGCAGUUCCCAGGAGCUUUACUCGCAAACAGUACAUUCUUCUAUGAAUGCUUGCAGCCUAAGCCUGGAACAAGCGGAGCAGAGUAUCGACGAUGUGUCCAACAAUCAGGAGCAUUCAUUUAGCGAAUCUUUGUAAAGUCUGGAGACGGAAGUUUGACAAACAACUGGGGAGUAACCACAGGGAGCCAAGCCAAAGCACUCGUUUAAUGGCGGAACAGAGGCUAUCUAGACGUAACCCUAAGCGCCGAUCUAAAUAUGCGUCUAGCCACAGUCCUUUUCACAUGCAAGCUUGAAGAUUAGGACUUCUGAGAAGUGACAAGUAUUUUUAUUCAUAUUACUGAGACACGACGAAGCAUAUUGAAAAGUGUAACUACAAGCAGUCGUUCAUUCACUCAUAUGAUUUCGGAAGUUGAGUACUUCUUUAACUGGCCUGCGAAUUAUGAUCUCUGGGUGACAAUGUGUUGAGGUGUUGCAGGCCAUGAUUUCUAUGGAGCAUUCCGCUGCCCGAAAUAACUUAUCAUUUAAUUUGUUAAGUAUACACGCAGAUGGAUAAAGACCAAUCAGGACUGUACCUAUUCGACAUAGUGUGCAUUUUCA
Molecule: messenger RNA, 7730 nt
Organism: Dermacentor andersoni
Lineage: Eukaryota; Metazoa; Arthropoda; Arachnida; Ixodida; Ixodidae
Cellular component (GO): mitochondrion
Molecular function (GO): zinc ion binding
Source: RefSeq, a predicted model, not a curated record